UUUAGUGUCAGAAGUUUAUAUGGAUUAGUUGUACAGUUUCAAGAGCUUUGGUGAAAAUCUGCAUAAAGUCUCCUUUCCAGUGGUUUAGCAGUGACUGUUUUUGAGAAGCAAGAAAAUGAUGAGUGAUGCAAGUGACAUGCUGGCUGCAGCUUUGGAACAGAUGGAUGGCAUCAUUGCAGGCUCCAAGGCUUUGGAGUAUUCCAAUGGCAUAUUUGAUUGUCAGUCUCCUACGUCCCCAUUCAUGGGGAGCCUGCGAGCACUGCACCUUGUGGAGGAUUUGCGUGGCUUACUGGAGAUGAUGGAAGCAGAUGAAAGAGAAGGGUUGCGAUGUCAAGUCCCAGAUUCAACAGCAGAAACACUGAUUGAAUGGCUUCAGAGUCAAAUGACUAACGGACAUAUACCUGGUAAUGGUGAUGUAUAUCAAGAAAGGCUAGCACGGUUGGAAAAUGAUAAGGAAUCUCUUGUUUUGCAAGUAAGCGUGCUUACGGACCAAGUGGAGGCUCAGGGAGAAAAGAUUCGAGAUUUGGAGUUCUGUCUAGAAGAACACAGGGAGAAGCUGAAUGCCACAGAAGAGAUGCUACAACAGGAGCUCUUGAGCAGAACAUCCCUUGAAACACAGAAACUGGAUCUUAUGGCAGAAAUUUCCAAUUUGAAGCUAAAGCUAACCUCUGUAGAGAAGGACAGAUCAGACUAUGAAGUUAGAUUCAGAGAGACAGAGGGUUUGAUUCAAGAAAUCCAUGAAUUACAAUUAAAAGUGGGAGAAAUGGACAAUGAACGGCUUCAGUAUGAGAAAAAGCUUAAAACUACUAAGGAUGAACUGGCAACUUUGAAAGAGCAAUUGGAACAGAAGGAGGCAGAGGUAAAAAGGCUACAAGAGAAACUGGUUUGCAAGAUGAAAGGAGAAGGAGUUGAUAUAAUUGACAGAGAUGAAAACUGUAAAAAGAAGCUCAAAGAUAAAAAUAUGGAGGUGCAGAAAAUGAAGAAGGCUGUGGAAUCUCUAAUGGCAGCAAAUGAAGAAAAGGAUCGGAAGAUAGAAGAACUUCGACAAUCCCUCAAUCGCUAUAAAAAAGUGCAAGACAUGGUCAUACUGGCUCAAGGUAAAAAAGGCACAGACGGUGAAUAUGAAGAGUUUGUGAAUUCAGGAUCUGUUUCAGCAGUCUUAUUGGAUGCACAGAAUCUAAUUGAUCCAGAAAAGAGCCUGUCUCUUACUCCGGUAAUUGGUUCUCCAGGUUGUGAAGAGUAUAGUGUGAGCUUCCUCGAAGAGAAUUCCCUUCAGGUCCACACCAGCAUCUUGCAGGUCUCAAUCCCUUCUUUUUCAUCAACACCAAAAAGCUCCAAAGCAGGUGCAGAAAAAGUAAAAGCACAGCUGAACCCAGAAAUUAGAAGUGAAACAAGAACUUCAGCCCUGCAGAAAUCCAGCAGUCUGGACAAUUUGAAGAAAGAGACAUCACAAGUGGACAAAGAACCUGUGCAGAAGCCAGAAGAGAAUAAAGCUCCAGCAGAAGGUGGUAAAUUUGGAAACGUCCCUCCAAAAUCCCCAACUGAAGGUAGCAUCGGAGAGGAGGACAGUUUUGGCACACGUAAAGCCAGAUCUUCAUUUGGCCGAGGCUUUUUCAAGAUAAAAAAUAACAAGAGGACAGCAAGCGCCCCCAAUUUGGAUCGCAGUCGAAGUGCAAGCGCACCUACCUUAGCUGAAACAGAGAAGGGAUCUGCAGAUCACUUGGAUCUGGCUGGUUUGUCCCCUCGGCCAAAAGAAAACGAUAGUGUGCAACUGUCUCCACCUUCACCUGACUCCAAAAAGAAGGCCAGAGGAAUCAAGAAAUUAUUUGGAAAACUCAGACGAAGUCAGUCUACCACAUUUAACCCAGAGGAUAUAUCUGAGACAGAGUUCAAAAGAGGAGGGACAAGAGCGACAGCUGGACCAAGACUAGGCUGGUCUCGAGACCUUGGACAGUCUCACAAUGACCUGGAUAUGCCAUUUGCUAAAUGGACAAAGGAGAAAGUUUGCAACUGGCUUCAGGACCAGGGUUUGGGUUCAUACAUAAAUAGUGGCAAACACUGGAUACUCUCUGGGCAAACCCUCUUGCAAGCUUCUCAGCAAGACCUGGAAAAGGAACUCGGGAUAAAGCAUCCACUCCAUCGAAAAAAACUUCAGCUUGCUCUUCAGGCACUCGGGUCUGAAGAAGAAAACAAUCAUGGAAAACUGGAUUAUCACUGGGUCACCAGGUGGUUGGAUGAUAUUGGACUUCCCCAGUAUAAGACUCAAUUUGAUGAAGGGAAGGUAGAUGGUCGAAUGCUGCAUUAUAUGAGUGUAGAUGAUUUACUGUCCUUGAAAGUUGUUAGUGUUCUCCAUCACCUUAGCAUCAAAAGAGCCAUUCAGGUCCUGAGGAUAAACAACUUUGAACCCAACUGUCUGCGCAGAAGGCCGUCGGAUGAGAAUAACAUCAUGCCAUCUGAAGUAACUCAGUGGACCAAUCAUCGUGUGAUGGAGUGGUUACGUUCAGUUGACCUCGCAGAAUAUGCCCCUAAUCUGAGAGGGAGCGGUGUGCAUGGUGGACUGAUGGUCUUGGAGCCCCGUUUCAAUGUCGAAACAAUGGCUCAGUUGUUAAACAUCCCACCAAACAAGACGUUGCUGAGACGUCAUUUGGCAACCCACUUCAAUCUGCUUAUUGGCCAGGAGGCCCAGCUGCAAAAGCGUGAAACCAUGGAAUCUCCAGACUAUGUCCUUUUAACUGCUACUGCUAAAGUGAAGCCAAAGAAACUUGCCUUCAGCAAUUUUGGAAGUCUGAGAAAAAAGAAGCAAGAUGACGUGGAAGAGUAUGUGUGUCCGAUGGAGUUGGGACAGGCAUCAGGAAGUGGAGCCAAGAAGGGGUUUAAGCCUGGUUUGGAUAUCCGAGUGUAUGAUGACGAUGAUUUGGAUCGGCUAGAGCAGAUGGAAGAUUCAGAAGGGACUGUGAGGCAGAUAGGAGCGUUCUCCGAAGGCAUCAACAACUUGACUCACAUGCUGAAGGAGGAUGAAAUGUUUAAAGACUUUGCCACCCUCUCUCCUAGUGCCAGUAUAACGGAUGAAGAUUCAAAUGUGUGACGAUAACUACCAGACACUGAUAAAGAGUUCUGUGAUGGGCAGCAGAACAUGUACAUUACAUUGCUCUUGCUUCUGUUUGUUAGAAGUGAUAUUUUUUGGGUGGUUAGGGAGAAAAGGUGCCUAUUCUAAAGUUGCCAUAAGAAAACCACAGACCCUGGUGAAUGGCAGUAUCAUUGUUUUACUAUAUCUAAUGUACAAACCUGUGACAUAUUUCAAAGUACUGCAUUUAAAAAUAGUAUGUUACCAUAAUGCUCCUUUAUUCUUAUUUGUGUACUGUUUCAGAAUAUCACAGGAUAUUAAGUAGAGUAGAGAGAGAAUCCAUUUUGUAGGUAUUCUGCCUCAGCCUUUACUGCAACUUUCAGCUGAAAAAAAUGGUAUCACUGGUGUCCUAUUUAAAUGGAUUUGCCCAAAGGAAAUGCCAUUUUUUUUCCUCUGUAGUAUCUACCGUAGGCCUUGAGGCAUGAUUCCCUGCACAAUUUCCCAGGUAACUUUUGACUGUUGCUGACUUACUUUUAUAUCUAUCUAUCUAUCUAUCUAUAGAUAUAUAUAUCAGAAUUUUUAUUUUGUGACGUAAGGUGGUGAAAAUUCAGUGUUGUGGGGGUUUUUUUUGUGAAGAGAUGAUCCAAGUUUGAAACCCAGCUGGUUACUGGAAAAAUCAGACUGACCUUUAAACUGUUUGUUUUCUUUCCUUUUUCCCCUUUGUUUCUUUUUGCUAACCAUUUUUAGCUUAUGUUUCUACAUUUGGGAUGAAGCUGUUAUGAAACAUAUUUCUCCUUGCAUCACUUUUCUAAUCUGCAGUAUCUUAUUUUUUCCCUAGCAGCAGCAGCAGCAAUAAGAUUUUAAUUGUUUUAGGAUAUUAAAAAUAUUCUUGAAAGUUCUCAGUUUGAAAUUGAGCACUGUCAUACACAUAUGGGAAGGGAUGCUUCCAUGCUGUGAACAUAACAAAACACUUAUAUAAAGAAAUGUAUCAUAUAAAGAAAUAUAUUGUUGCACAGUAUUAAGCCUAAGGUGGGCUUUUUCCUCAAAAAAGUGAGAACACACACAUUGCCUAAUAUUUAUGCCUAUUAAAAGCACAACUCCUUUCCACUUUGGCUAGUUAGAAAUUUAGAAAUGUAUUUCAGUGAAAAUCUUUUGUCAGACUUUAUACAGACCACAAUGUCUUAGCCACAAAAACAAAGGUAACACUGUUAAAAAUGAUUGUUAUGGUAUAUGAAUGUUGCAGGCAUUUUAGCAAAAUGGCAUGAAGUUUCAUUGUUUGUCAAGGGAAAACUUCAGCUAGAAUUUUUACUUGCAAUGUUGUUUUGCAUUAACAAAGCGUUUCAUCACUCAUUUCAUCAUAGUUCUUGUUGCAAACAUUGGAAAAGAAAAGGACCCUGUUUUAGGGAUGCUUAUACAAUGUAGUAAUUGUCAGAUUUAUGACUUGUGCUUGUGCCACAGAAGUUGGGAAAGCAAUAAAGACUUUUACAGCAGUUUUAAAUGGUUUCUACUUCUUACCAGUUGUUGGAAUAGAUUUGAGACUUUGACAUUUAUCAGUGUAACCAGAUGUUAAUAUUUAUUUACAACUAUAAUCAAUUUGAUAAAAACCA
Messenger RNA from Gavialis gangeticus (Gharial), 4671 nucleotides. RefSeq names its product PPFIA binding protein 1 (gene PPFIBP1). The transcript is spliced from 28 exons. Gene Ontology annotation, cellular component: presynaptic active zone. The coding region runs from base 116 to 3085 and encodes 989 amino acids. Gene Ontology annotation, molecular function: protein binding. Lineage: Eukaryota; Metazoa; Chordata; Crocodylia; Gavialidae. The record is from RefSeq and is a predicted model, not a curated record. Gene Ontology annotation, biological process: neuromuscular junction development.